CGAAAAAUGCCAAAUGGAAAAAUGAUGGGACCAUGAAGAGGUAAAGGUUCUGCGUAGAGCUGCAUGGCUCAUCGUUUGCUUGUGCUUGACAACGAUCAGUCCACCGUAACGGUUUGCUUCUGUUGGUUGUGCGCGGUGUAGGUACGAGGCAGAGUUCGACGAGGUGAAGGUGUGUUUGGUUCAUGCAAGAGGGGGGCAAGGUUUGAUGUCUGUGCAGUGCACACGGCGUGUGUGUUUUAUGCAGGUGCUCGGCAAGGGCAGUCAGGGGAAGGCGGUGUUGCUGCAGGUCAACGAAACUCGCUCUCAGAGCAUAGCGUCUCCUCUCAGUGAGUACUUGUGCUUUGCAGAGAAUAGCCACUGGCGAGUACCUGGUCGGCAAGAGGAUUGUGACCAAGCUGGAGAGAAAAGACAAGACCAAAUGCAUUCAAGAGGUGAGCAACACAGAGACCAAGUGAUUGAUCAAGUGCCCCUUGUAUCAAGUGCCCCUCGUGUCGCACACCUUUCCAGAUUCAGCUGAUGCAGCGUCUAAAGCAUCCCCUCUUGGCUGCUUAUCAAGGUGCCUUGUAUCUUUCUGACGAUGAAUUGGUUAUACUGAUGAAGUACUACCCUGGUCGGCAAAGAGACACAUUCAAAUCAAGCAAACACUUUCUCUUUCUCGUGCUCUGAUCAGGGGGGAACAUGGCCACUCUCAUAUACAACAGGACCGAGCCAUUCUUGGAGUCUCAGGUGUUGAAUUAUGUCACGCAGCUUCUGAUCGCGCUCGAGUUCAUUCACAAUCACAAAGUCAUCCAUCGGAAUGUGAAACCAUCGAAUGUCUUCGUCUCGCAGAAUGACAAUGUUGGCAAGGCAGAAAAGACAGAUAGAGAGUUGUGCAGUCAUUAUGGUGUGCGUUCUUUUCCUUUCUGUAAUGCAGAUAUGCCUUGGUGACUUGGGCGUGUCUCGUCAGCUCGAGUCAACAGGCAAGCCGGAAGCGUACUACGUCAGGUGUGGCACAGACAUAGAGAGCAAGUGAAGAACGUACAGAAUUCAAUUGCUUGGUGUGUCAGCCCAGAGGUCUGCGAGGGAGGCCUGUAUUCAUUUGCGUCGGACAUCUGGGGUGUUGGUGCAAUUGCAUGUGAGAUGCUUACACUGGAGGUGCGCGCAUCUCCGGUGCAUUUGCACAUGCGUUGAGUUGAUACAAACAACGUGCCUUCCUUCAGAAACCGUACGAUUCCAUUGCCGACAUCAUGAAAUGCGAGACGCCACUGCACUUGCCUGAUUCGGUGAAUGACGGGACAAUCAGCAUGGAUUGCGCCCGAGGGACGACGCGUUGUUGAUGGGUGUCAGGUGUCACCAGGAAUGCACGCUCUCGUCCAGUAGGCGCUCUCUCCUUCUAGUGGACGCCGAUGUGUCAUGUUAUGGGUACUGACAGGUGUCUCAUGCAUCUUGACCCCAAUCAAAGGCCCACAGCUAAGGCGCUGCUCGAUCAUCCACUCAUUCUGCCAUUCAGGCAAGUGCUUACCCUCUGGAAAGGUAUGGGAAGCAUGCAGUAAUGGCCAACAUUGCAACAGCAUUGCACAUUUUUCUACGUCAUAUAGUGUCCGACUAUGUGGUGUCAUGUCCACUUGUUUCCAGACAAGCUUGACCGUUUGUCAAGUGAUGAUGCCCUGCAGUACGUGUCACAGACUGACGCAGCUGCACGGGAGGCAGCCUCUCACGCCUGCGACGCAGGGACAGUCGAUUGGCAGCCAAGUAGAAGCGGAGACUCGCCCACACCUGCAAGACCACUGCAAGUGAGUAAGUCCCCAUGAUAUGCUCAUGAAGUGCAUUGACUCUCUCCGUGUUUGUGUUCGUUUCUCUUAGCAAGCGAAAGAGGCCGUUGCGCGCUAUGCAGCCCCUGCAGCUCUGCAGUCGCCUCCGAAGCACUGGAGGGAUUUCGCGACCAGCAGGGGCUCGUCCAUGGCGGACGAGCUGCAGAGGAGCGGGAAUGCAAUGGGUGGGUGACAGAUGAUGCUGCCAUCCUCUUGGCUGCGACACAACAUGGGGUUUCUCUCCAUUUCGCUGGACAGACAGUCCCACUGCGUGUCGCAGUAAGACUUCAUCUGAUGCUCAUCCCGCUGAUGCCACAGGCGUCCCACCACAAUUGCGGACACAAAGGAGACACUCAAGCGCACCGCCAAAGAAUGACAGCCAGGCGGUAAGUCCGCAUCCACUAAGAGGUAUACAUAAGCCAGCUGACCACGUGUCUCUUCCGCAGGAUGGGUCAUUGCAAAGGAUAGUCGAGGGUGGUCUGCUCAAUAUGGAGAGCGUUGCAAAUGCAACACGGCCCCGCGGCAAGAUAGAUGUCAUCAAAGAUGUCGUUCUCAAUGGCGAGCUCUCUGGAUGGCAUGAUACUGCCGUGGACUUCUUAGGUAUCCAUACAGGGAGAAGAGAAGGAGCACUUACAUCACUGACUCACUUGUCAUGCAGUCUCUCCAUACCCCUCUUCGCGUCCCCCCCGUCCCCCAUCCGCCCCGCCACGCACACGAUUCGACGACAAAAAGAAGAGACCGAAGAACAAUCAAUCACAAGAAUGCACGGUGGGCAUGUCGGCAUGAGACAUGAGACAUGACGCAUUUUCAUUUCAUUGUUCAGUCGCCGGUGUUGCGUCGCCAAGUCACGUCUGAUACCGACGAGUCGCGUGUGCCUCACACCGCAGCACUCACGCCUCAAGAGAUGAUCCAGCUGCUCAAGAAGGGGCUGGGCAUCAUCGAUGAAAACAGCAGGACGGGCAAAAGGAAGAGCGGUAGGAACAAGAAGAGAGAAAGGGCCGCAUGCCCUUCUUCGUCGUCUAGCGCGUCGUCGUGUGUACGGGAGGAGGCGGAAGGGGAUGCAUGACGGCAAUGUUCCACAUGGGGGGGGGCUUAUUGGUCGACGUAGUAGACACUGAACACUUGCUUACGGCUACCCUCUCCUCGUUUCUGCGUGCGUGUCGUAGAUUCUCAUUUGUCUUGUUUCUCUUCUCUCUGACGCGCCGCCUUGUGUGCUUGCGACAGUACUUCGAUUGCUUCGCGAAGCGUGCGUCGUCUGAAAAAGGCACGUGUCUCUUCAAGGACUUAGCCUUGAGAGAGACACGUCGUUGCUGCUGUGGGGUGG
Messenger RNA from Vitrella brassicaformis, 3114 nucleotides. Lineage: Eukaryota; Vitrellaceae. The record is from the annotation of a GenBank genome assembly.